AUGAGCUCAAAUUUAAAAAUUGCCUGUGUUAUGGUUGGCUUGCCUGCAAGAGGCAAAACGUACAUUUCGCAAAAGGUUUGCAGAUACCUCACCUGGUUGGGCAUCAAGACAAAGGUAUUCAAUGUUGGCAAUUACCGCCGCCAAUUGCAUGGUGCCAAUUUACCCCACACAUUCUUUGAUCCACACAAUACAUUGGGCGAGCAACAGAGACGAGAAGCAGCAGCAGCAGCAUUGGAGGACAUGAUGAGAUGGUUCCGAGAUGAUCAGGGCAUCGUUGCCAUCUACGAUGCCACAAACAGCACGACUGCAAGACGUCGAUGGUUGUGUGAAAAGCUGGGAAGCGAGGAUAUUCAAGUGCUGUUCAUCGAAUCCAUCUGCCAAGACGAGGAGUUGAUUUUAGCAAAUAUCAAAGACGUCAAAUUAUCAUCCCCCGAUUACGCUAAAAUGGAUCCUGACGAAGCUGCCGUUGAUUUCAGAGCUCGUAUCGAUCACUACAAGGAACAAUACGAAACGAUCACCGAACAAGAACUGACUUACAUCAAGCUGAUCAAUGUCGGCAGCCAGAACAUUAUCAACCAGAUCCAAGGCUAUCUAGAGUCAAGAAUUGUCUACUAUCUGAUGAAUCUCCAUAUCGCACCCAGAAAGAUUUACUUUAGUCGACACGGUGAAUCGCAAUACAAUCUCGCAGGUAAAAUUGGCGGUGACUCCAACUUGUCUGAACGAGGUCGCUUGUAUGCUGUGAAGCUGCCUGACUUGAUAAAGACAAACCUGGGCGAUCAGGAUUUGACUGUGUGGACAUCCACCAUGAAGAGAACAAUUGAAACCAGCGAGAAAUUAGACUAUCCAAAGCUACAGUGGAAAGCAUUAGAUGAGCUGGAUGCUGGUGUCUGUGAUGGAAUGACAUAUGAAGAGAUUGAGCAAAAAUAUCCAGAAGAUUUCGCAAACCGCGAUGAAGACAAGUUCAACUACAGGUAUAGAGGAGGAGAAUCUUACGGCGAUGUUGUGCUCAGACUGGAGCCUGUUAUUAUGGAACUAGAGAGACAUGAAAACAUCUUGAUCAUUGGCCAUCAAGCCAUCCUGAGAUGUAUUUAUGCCUACUUCAUGAACUAUAGUCAUGAAGAUUUGCCAUACAUCAAGAUCCCUCUCCAUACCGUCAUUGAAUUAACACCAAAAGCAUAUGGAUGCGAAGAAAAGCGAUUCAAAGUUGACAUUGACGCUGUGGAUACGCAUAGACCCAAAGUCAAGAAAUCUACAUCGAUUCGCAAGCUGAUGCCUUCAUUGAAACUGCCUGCUGUCGGUGCUAGUGGUGAAAUCGUCAGAGAUCCCAUGAGUCCUAUCAUUCCUAUUAGCCCUCAGUUGUUUCCAAAGGGCAGUACUUCAACAACAACAAGCUCAAAGGCCAGCAGUAGUGCUCUUACCAACCUUGACCUGGGCGAUACCUAUUUUACUAAAAAAUCUGAAUAA
Mucor velutinosus is the source of this 1464-nucleotide messenger RNA. RefSeq lists its product as uncharacterized. Gene Ontology annotation, molecular function: ATP binding; 6-phosphofructo-2-kinase activity; fructose-2,6-bisphosphate 2-phosphatase activity. The record is from RefSeq and is a predicted model, not a curated record. Gene Ontology annotation, cellular component: cytosol. The transcript has 6 exons. Gene Ontology annotation, biological process: fructose 2,6-bisphosphate metabolic process; fructose metabolic process. The coding region runs from base 1 to 1464 and encodes 487 amino acids. Lineage: Eukaryota; Fungi; Mucoromycota; Mucoromycetes; Mucorales; Mucoraceae.